Camellia sinensis is the source of this 693-nucleotide messenger RNA. The record is from RefSeq and is a predicted model, not a curated record. NCBI's taxonomy places the organism in Eukaryota, Viridiplantae, Streptophyta, Magnoliopsida, Ericales, Theaceae.
AUGGCAAAGAUCAUUCCUACGGAUGGGACGGUGGACUUCCGUGACCCACUCACUUACGAAGAGGUCCCUAAAAUAGCAGGAAGAACUAGGGCAAAUAGAUCUAGUGACAACAGUAACAACGACAACAAUAACAAUAACAGUGACAUCAUGAAUUUCGUUCGGGCAAUUACUAAUGAACUAAGAAACCAACCCAGGCGUGAAAACAACAAAGCAGAAUUAAUAGCGAAAUUUCAAAAACUCAGGCCCCAAAAAUUUUCUGGAGAACCCAAUCCCUACGUGGCUGAGGCAUGGAUAAGGCAAGUGAAGAAAAUAUUGGAGACACUAGAGAUACAGAACGAGCAGGACCAAGUGUCCCUCGCUUCAUUUCUCUUCGAUGGAGAGGCUGAUUUCUGGUGGACAAUGAUUAAGGAAAGCCGUCAAGUGGCAGAACUAUCUUGGAGACAGUUCGAGGAGUUGUUUAUGGAAAAGUACUUCCUAAACUCAGUGAGGCAAAAAAUGAUCCAAGAAUUUCUCCAACUGAAACAAGGGGGCAUGACUGUGACACAGUAUGCCAAUCGGUUUGAGGCCCUUUCUCGCCAUGCCACAACUAUAGUGGCAAAUGGAACAGACAAAGUAAGGUGGUUUGAGUGGGACUUGAUUCGGGAAUCUGAGACAAGUUGGUUGCAGUGCAGCUACCUACCUAUGCACAGGUAG